Molecule: messenger RNA, 965 nt
Organism: Trifolium pratense (red clover)
Lineage: Eukaryota; Viridiplantae; Streptophyta; Magnoliopsida; Fabales; Fabaceae
Exons: 4
Coding region: 19-711 (230 amino acids)
Source: RefSeq, a predicted model, not a curated record
UUGUUGCAGAAAGAAAGAAUGUCGGUGAAUUAUGAUGAUCCGAUGGACAUAGAUACCACCACCGUUUUGAACGGAGUCACACUGCCGAAUUCCGAACCGCAACGGAAAUCGAUACCGAAAUAUGAUCGGUCGAAUCCUCCGAAACCGAAAUCGUUCCCGCUGAAAGCGAAUUUCGAUCCGAUGUUGGUAAGAUCGUCGAUAACAUUAUCGAAACCCCCACCACAUUACUUACUUAGCCUUAGCCCUGCUGAAACCGACUUUCGAUACCACGAAACUCCCAAGUUCGUAAGUCCUUACGAUGCUAUCCUCCCUCCACGACCAUUAUUUGGCGGUUCCGCUCCUGUCCUUCCCCUUCUCAUAACCGAUGAAAAUCGCCCUUUUCUCAAAAAUCUCUCCCAGAUUGCAUUGGAUUAUUACAAUGAUAUUAUAAAUCAGAAGGGGCGUUGGGGUCCAAGUUUUGAGUUUCAUGACCUUGUCAAGUGUACCCGUGGUUGGAAUUAUGGUCUUAAUACUUCGACGUAUUACAUUACCUUUCAAGCAAACGCAAAAGGAGAUACUUCUCGUUACAUUACCUUUCAAGCAUAUGCAAAAGGAGAUACUUCUAGCAGCAGCAGCAGCCCUGCUAUUAAAACUUUCCAGGCUCAAGUAUCCGUAUAUAAAAAAGAUAAAGAUAAACCACCUGUUGUCAACGAGUGUCGCAUUAAAUUCUAAUACACUACUCUACCAUGGUAGGUAGUGAAUCAUGUCCAUUACAGGUUUUGGCUGUGUUAGAAAGAAAAAUGGGGGCGAAAGCAAGGCUGAAGAGACUUUUGGUCGUAGUAUAUUGUGUUUAUGUAGAUGGUAUAUAUCUGCUUGAAUGUUAUGAGAUUUUAAUCUAGUAUGUUUCUUGUGUUAUUUUUCACACCAACAACGACGUUUAGCAUUUGUAUAUACACUUGAAUGAUAUACAUCUAUGUAGUCUUGAA